AUGGUGAGGAUGAGCAUCAAAGAAACCAAAGUCAGUAGUGAGGAAAGGAGCGGAAGCGAGGAAGGUGAAAAAGAGCCUGGAAUUUGCAAAGACAAGGAGAUGGUAGGCAGCAUAUUCAAGCCAGUGGAUUUGAAUGAUCUCAAGAGCAAUAAAACCAUCUUUGAGGAUCUUGGCGGAGAGAAGAAGCAACCAAAGGAAUCUGAGUUUUUGAAAACGCCUGUCUCAAAGAGCUCGGAACCUGUCCAGAAUGAAAUUCCAGGGGUUGUGUUUAAGGCAGGGGCCAACCUGCACAAGUUUGUGGGUGAGUGGGAGAAUAUAGGGCCUGGGUUUGUGUAUGUGACGAAGAGCAAGGAGAAGAGAUGCUUCUUUAUUAGGGAUGGUGUGAUGAUGUGUGCAUUUGACUUCCUUGUCACCUACGAUGUAAGACCCACAAAGAAGAAGCUGGGAGUAUGCAUUGGAGUUAGAGAGAUGGCUGAGAGUAAAUGUAUUGAGCAGCCUUACUGCGUUGUGUUCAAGAACGAGAACGAUGCAAAUGAGUUUGUUCAGACGAUGAAGAUUUAA
Encephalitozoon hellem ATCC 50504 is the source of this 561-nucleotide messenger RNA. RefSeq lists its product as uncharacterized. The transcript has a single exon. The coding region runs from base 1 to 561 and encodes 186 amino acids. NCBI's taxonomy places the organism in Eukaryota, Fungi, Microsporidia, Unikaryonidae. The record is from RefSeq and is a predicted model, not a curated record.